AUGCCUCCCAGACCUCACCCACCUCUGCAGAUCCCCGAUUCCUACGCUACCCUUCCUCUCAAGCAGAUCAAAGUCUCUCACGUCCCCGAAUCCUCGCCAACACCUACACCGGUGCUUAUCAUAACAUUAAAUAGACCGCAGAAACACAAUGCCUUCACCGAUCAAAUGCGGGAAGAUAUGGAACGGGUUUACGAACUCAUCGACAUUGAUCCACGGGUCAAGGUAGUUGUCUUGACCGGUGCGGGACGGAGCUUCUGCGCAGGAGCUGAUCUGGAGAUUGGAUUCUUGGGAGCAAAAGAUACAACUGGCGAGGUUAAGAAUCCCAAAACAGAACGUGAUGUAGAUCACAGAGAUGGCGGAGGGAGAACUUCUUUGGCAAUCCACCACUGUUCCAAGCCAACCAUCGCUGCCAUCCAAGGUGCGGCUGUCGGUGUCGGCAUUACCAUGUGCCUACCAGCAUGCAUCCGAAUCGCAUAUGCGAAAGCCAAGAUUGGCUUCGUGUUCAGUAGACGAGGGCUCAUCAUGGAAGCCUGCUCCUCCUUCUUCCUCCCGCGGUUGAUUGGCCAUUCCAGAGCCCUGCAUUUGACCACGACCGGCUCCGUGUAUCCUGCAGAGAGCCCGCUGUUUGGCACUCUUUUCUCUGAGCUAUGUCCAACGCCAGAGGCAACCUUGGCUCGAGCACUCGAGCUUGCGGAUGAGGUUGCAAAGAAUACAUCGACCGUCUCGACAAAGCUCAUGAGGGAGCUUAUGUACCGAGGAGCGGACAGUGCAGAGGGUGCCCAUCUUCUUGAUUCCAAGGUCAUCCACGGCUUGUUUGGGAGCAAGGACAAUCUUGAAGGUGUUCAGAGCUUCUUGGAGAAGAGACCGGUCAACUUCACCGGGCAGUUGCCUCAGGAUGCCCCAGCUGCAUAUCCCUGGUGGGAACAGAUCGAUAUUGGCGAAAAGGGGCCAGACCCAAGAGGCAAGCCCAAGCUGUAG
Cladophialophora immunda is the source of this 978-nucleotide messenger RNA. RefSeq lists its product as uncharacterized. The transcript is spliced from 2 exons. The record is from RefSeq and is a predicted model, not a curated record. Bases 1 to 978 code for a protein of 325 amino acids. NCBI's taxonomy places the organism in Eukaryota, Fungi, Ascomycota, Eurotiomycetes, Chaetothyriales, Herpotrichiellaceae.